AUGAGGUUUGGCCAAAAAGGAAAACUUAGUCCUCGAUUUAUUGGACCAUAUGAAGUACUUGAGAGUGUUGGUCCAGUUGCAUAUAAACUAGCUCUUCCACCAGAGUUAGAUAAGAUCCACAAUGUCUUCCAUGUUUCUAUGCUUAGAAGAUAUCACUCAGAUCCAUCUCCUGUUCUUCCUGUUGAAUCCAUUGAGGUCAGCCCUGACUUGACAUAUGAAGAGGAACCUAUCCAAAUCUUGGCGCAUGAAACAAAACAGCUUAGAAACAAGAAAAUCCCAUUAGUAAAAGUCCUUUGGAGAAAUCAUUCUGGCAAAGAGGCUACCUGGGAGCGAGAAGAGGAUAUGCUAAUUCAAUAUCCCUAUUUGUUUCGAGACUAG
Lycium barbarum (goji berry) is the source of this 378-nucleotide messenger RNA. RefSeq lists its product as uncharacterized. The coding region runs from base 1 to 378 and encodes 125 amino acids. The record is from RefSeq and is a predicted model, not a curated record. The transcript has a single exon. Lineage: Eukaryota; Viridiplantae; Streptophyta; Magnoliopsida; Solanales; Solanaceae.